AUGCCUUCCAAGAAGAGAAAAUACAAUGCAAGGUUUCCAGCUGGGCGAAUCAAGAAGAUUAUGCAGACUGAUGAGGAAGUGGGGAAAGUGGCCCAAGCUGUACCAAUCAUAAUCUCGCGAACAUUGGAGUUGUUUGUGGAAUCGUUGCUCAGCAAAGCGAUGCAGGUGACGAUGGCGAGGAAUGCGAAGACGCUCAGCCCUUCGCAUGUGAAGCAGUGCAUCCUAGCCGAGUCCAAGUUUGACUUCUUACGGGAUCUGGUUAAGAAUAUCCCCGAUGUGUCAGCGGCGGAAGAAAAAGAAAUGAUGAGCGCUGAAAGUUCACCAAAUUCUUCUAGAUUUUCAGAAAUGACGGGUCCACCUCGAAGAAUAGCAAGGGAAGACUCGAACAGCUCAAGCAGUUGUGACGUCAAAAUAGUACCUCUACAGCCUCCACCGAACCUCAAACGAGCGCUGUCCACAGAAACAGAGCUACCCAACAAACAUGUGAGGACGGAAACCGUAACGUCGACCUCACUAGACACAGCCAUAGACCUUUCAAAGAAGUCCACGGAAGAGAAACCGGUGGUAACCGCGAACUUUUACCAAGAGACGUUGUUAACGGACGAAAUGCAGCAUAGGAGUGUGAUCAAACUCAACCCCACGUACUCAAGCCCUCAGCCUUCCACGAGCUACACGCCCGAACUUCCUAAAAUUGAUGUGCCAAAGCCAGCCGUCAUAGAAAAAUCAGUAGCACCUAGGACCCCCGUCACACCAGUAACGCCUAUCCUAAAUAUAGACUUUACAAAAAGUCUAGCGAAACCAGAAAUUAAAUUGUUAGAUACCGCGGCAGUCGCUGCUUUACCUAAGAAAGAGACAAUACGACAAAUUCAUAGGCAGAACUCAAAAACUGUUAGGCCCGAAGUGAAAAAGAUUGAAAUUAAACCCGUGCAACCGCACGUUGACAUAGACAGUUUAAAUUCUGGUAAUCUACAGAUAGAUGAAGAUUAUGAUACCUGA
Molecule: messenger RNA, 996 nt
Organism: Spodoptera littoralis (African cotton leafworm)
Lineage: Eukaryota; Metazoa; Arthropoda; Insecta; Lepidoptera; Noctuidae
Source: the annotation of a GenBank genome assembly